Cylicostephanus goldi is the source of this 1149-nucleotide messenger RNA. The record is from the annotation of a GenBank genome assembly. Lineage: Eukaryota; Metazoa; Nematoda; Chromadorea; Rhabditida; Strongylidae.
AUGGUCAGGGUUCGAGCAUGUUCAACGGUUCGAGGAUAUAAAUGUGCUGGUCACAAUAAGGAAUUCCAAUCAUGUGAUUCGUCUCUGUUGCGCACUCCACAGAGGCCAGCUGGUUCGGAUGUUGAUGUCGUUGAUCCUUACAGCGAGGAUCGGCGCUUAGCUAUGAAACAACUGUAUCAAGACUAUGAAGUGGAAGUGCCGGAAGCAGAAAAAGGUCCCACUCCCACAAAAAUUCGUCCAGCAUCUCCUGUCGAGCCGCGCGAGCCAAUCGUUAUAGCACAGUAUGCAAGACGAUAUCCACAGCCUCCGGGCAAUGAAGGACUUCAUGUUAUACCUCCCGGAAGCGGAAAGAGUGUCGAACUUCUACACGAUACCAAUGAGCGAGCUCCUGUUGGUGAAGUCCUCCUUACCACUACCGAACCGAUCUUUUCGUCAACUACGAGUCCUACCACGACUUCCACUACGGUAACUGAGACCACACCGACGACGACGGCUGAAAGAACUACCACUACUGAGCCAUUCAAGCCAUUCACUGAGCCAGUUCUCUACUACGCAUCAACUGAUGAACCUCCUAGCAGUGUUGAAGCUGCCCUACCAGAAAGGGUCGAGCCGCAGUUGCCAAACAAUCAGGACCCUAAUAUUUCGGUCUCGUUUGGUAGAGAGCAGCUAUCCAUCCAGGGGUUGGAUGAACAGUUUCAGGAAGACGAAGAAGCCGAGACAGACAUGAGCGUGGACGAGUUCUUAUCCCCAUUUACCGAUACUGCGUCAUCAACGUUUACUCCAUUCACAACGACGGAAUCUCAAACUACAACGACUACCAUAGUAACCACCACAGUUCCUCCUCCAGUUCCUCUUCAGCAAGUCCUGGGCAUAAGCAGACAAAAGCCACAGAUGGCAGCAAACAUUAAACCAACCAGCUUUGUCGUCAGCGCUGUUCAAGUCCCUGUGAAAAAUGUCGUCGCAGCUUCAGAGCCGAUAAAUCUCGUGCCAAAUUCUCCAUCCUCCGAAUAUGAGAAAGAAAGUCUUAGAGGAAAACAGAGUCGUCGGCAACGAUUAAAAAAACUGAACAGGAGAGCAAAGCUGAGGCCUUUGACAGUGGCUACGCACUCAGGAGGCCAUUUUAUUCAGGUAAAAACUGUCAAACUUUAA